UUUUUUCUCAAUCUUUAUUCUUUCCUCAUAGUUUCCGCUUCCGUAAGACCCUGCCUCUCCUCCGGCCAUUAACUAUUUUUCUUUUAUUCUUUUUUCUCGAAUGUUACAUUUUUUAACUUAUUUUCGUCGGCAAUAUCUAACAAAAUUGAAUUAAAAAUAGUAAUAGUGACUUUGGCAGAAGCAACUAGCGACCAAACUCUCUCAUUUUUUUCUUCACACUCUCCGCUAUUUAAAUCCUCUCUAUUUCACUCUACCAACACGUUUCGAUUCAAAUCUCACUCUCUCUCCGCGUAUACACAAUGCAGAGAUAGCAUCUCGCUCUUCCUCUUAGAUCUGAUUCUCUCUCAACAACCAGAGUUCUUGACCAGGUAUAAAUCAUCGGUGAGUUGAGAUCGUUUCCUCGGAGCGAUGGCAUUAGGAAAAUAUUCUAGAGUAGAUGGUAGAAGAUCAGCGUCGGGUUAUUGUUCAACAGUGACUAUUGUUGUGCUUGUUGCUCUAUGUUUGGUUGGGGUUUGGGUGAUGACGUCAUCUUCUGUAGCUCCUGUGCUAAAUGGUGGAGAUGGAGAUGUGGCUCAGGAGAGUAAAAAUGAGGUGAAAGAGCAAAGUGAGGUGAAAGAACCGGCGAGUGAUAGUGAUAAUGAUAAUAGUAAUGCUAGGCAGUUUGAAGAUAAUCCGGGUGAUUUGCCUGAGGAUGCAACCAAGGGGGACAGUAAUGUCACCUCUGAAGAGAAGUCGGAGGAAAGUUCUGCGGAGGCGGAGAAGUCUGCUGAAGAUACAAAGACCGAAGAUGAGGGGAAGAAAACAGAAGAGGAAGGUUCCAAUACAGAGAAUGUUGAACAAAACUCAGAAGCUACGGAAAGUAACAAAGAUAGUGGAGAGUCCAGUAAGGAAUCUGAUUCUGAUGAGGGUGAAAAGAAAGAUGAAUCAGAUGACAGCAACAAGUCGAGUAACUCUAAUGAAACAAAUGAUAAUAAUAUAGAGGAGAAGGUGGAACAAAGUGACAACAAAGAAUCUGAUGACAAUUCUAGUGAAAAGAGUACAGAUGAUAAUGCAAAAGACCAAAGUUCAAAUGAGGUGUACCCUUCAGGGGGUCAGUCUGAGCUUCUAAAUGAAAAUUCAACUCAAACUGGAUCUUUUUCUACUCAGGCAGCAGAGUCAAAGAAUGAAAAGGAGUCUCAGGAAUCUUCCAAGUCUGGGUACAAUUGGAAAGUUUGUAAUGUUACCGCCGGCCCCGACUUUAUCCCAUGCCUUGACAACUGGAAAGCAAUUAGGAGUCUUCGGAGCACUAAGCACUAUGAACAUCGUGAAAGGCACUGUCCUGAAGAACCUCCUACCUGCCUUGUCUCUCUUCCCGAGGGAUAUAAGCGUUCUAUUGAGUGGCCUAAAAGCAGAGAUAAGAUUUGGUAUUACAAUGUUCCACACACUAAGCUUGCUGAAGUUAAGGGGCAUCAAAAUUGGGUGAAAGUCACAGGCGAGUACCUUACUUUUCCUGGUGGCGGAACCCAAUUCAAGCAUGGGGCACUUCAUUACAUUGACUUUAUACAAGAGACUCUAUCCGACAUUGCUUGGGGAAAACGCACACGUGUUAUACUAGAUGUUGGAUGUGGUGUUGCUAGCUUGGGAGGCUUUCUCUUUGAUAGAGAUGUACUUGCAAUGUCACUUGCACCAAAGGAUGAACACGAAGCUCAGGUCCAGUUUGCUCUUGAGAGGGGAAUUCCUGCUAUAUCUGCUGUAAUGGGCACAAAGAGGCUUCCCUUCCCUGGGAGAGUAUUUGAUGCAGUCCAUUGUGCACGAUGUAGAGUUCCAUGGCACAUAGAAGGUGGUAAACUUCUUUUGGAGCUGAACAGAGUAUUGCGGCCAGGUGGUUAUUUUGUAUGGUCUGCUACUCCCAUUUAUCAGAAGCUUCCUGAAGAUGUUGAAAUAUGGAAUGCCAUGAAAGCACUAACAAAAUCAAUAUGCUGGGAACUUGUGGCAAUUAGCAAGGAUCAAGUUAAUGGAGUUGGUGUAGCCAUAUACAAGAAACCACUAUCCAAUGAUUGUUAUGAGAAACGAGUAAAGAAUGAGCCUCCACUGUGUCUAGAGUCAGAUGAUCCCAAUGCAGCAUGGUAUAUUAAAUUGCAAGCAUGCAUACACAAAGUGCCAGUUAGCUCUAGUGAACGUGGGUCACAAUGGCCAGAAAAGUGGCCAGCUAGACUGACCAAUGUACCAUAUUGGUUGUCAAGUUCCCAAGUUGGAGUUUAUGGAAAGCCAGCCCCUGAAGAUUUUGCUGCUGAUGAUAAACACUGGAAAAAUGUAGUGUCCAAGUCUUAUCUAAACGGGAUGGGAAUUCAGUGGACAAAUGUGCGGAAUGUCAUGGAUAUGAAUUCUAUCUAUGGAGGAUUUGCUGCAGCUUUGAAAGAUUUGAAACUUUGGGUCAUGAAUGUAGUUUCAAUAGAAUCCGCAGAUACCCUUCCCAUUAUUUAUGAAAGGGGUCUUUUCGGUAUAUAUCAUGAUUGGUGCGAAUCAUUUAGCACCUAUCCCAGAUCUUAUGAUCUCCUUCAUGCAGAUCAUCUGUUUUCGAAGGUUAAGAAAAGAUGCUCUUUAGCUUCUCUAUUAGCUGAGGUUGAUCGGAUUCUCAGGCCCGAAGGAAAGCUUAUUGUCCGCGACACUGUUGAGAUAAUUAACGAGCUUGAGAGCAUGGUAAGGUCCAUGCAGUGGGAGGUUCGCAUGACGUACUCCAAGGAUAAGGAGGGUUUGUUAUGUGUUCAGAAGUCCAAGUGGCGGCCUAAGGAGACGGAGACACUUCAGUAUGCUAUUGCUUAAGCAUGGACGAGAGCCAAAAUUAUUGGGUUCUGGGUGUUCAAAAUUCUCGUGUAACUGUAUUUCCACUACUAGUCAUGUAUCAUCUUAGUUAGAAAUCAAUGUAUUCGUCUUUUUUACCUUUGGCCAUUCAUUUUGAUAUCCGCUAUUUAUAAUUAGAGAUUGGUCUUUUCUGCUGUAAUAGGGUGCCAUAGUGUGAGGGAAAUUUGAUCUCAUUCUUGCAAAUUUAGGGGGCCAUUGAUUGAUUUAUACGCGUAAUAGUUGGGAAUUUGGAAUAUCCAUUACAUUAUAAAUGGUAGUAUUAUUUAUGGAUUGGAAGGGAAAAAUGUAUAAUGAUUUAUGACUUAAGGUCAAAUACUAUACAAACUUGUACCCUAUUUUACUA
This is a messenger RNA of Lathyrus oleraceus (garden pea), 3184 nucleotides long. Its product is annotated as probable methyltransferase PMT26. NCBI's taxonomy places the organism in Eukaryota, Viridiplantae, Streptophyta, Magnoliopsida, Fabales, Fabaceae. The transcript has 9 exons. The coding region runs from base 409 to 2802 and encodes 797 amino acids. Gene Ontology annotation, molecular function: methyltransferase activity. The record is from RefSeq and is a predicted model, not a curated record. Gene Ontology annotation, cellular component: endosome; trans-Golgi network; cytoplasm.